Falco peregrinus (peregrine falcon) is the source of this 1082-nucleotide messenger RNA. RefSeq names its product histone acetyltransferase KAT8. Gene Ontology annotation, molecular function: histone acetyltransferase activity. The record is from RefSeq and is a predicted model, not a curated record. Gene Ontology annotation, biological process: regulation of DNA-templated transcription. Lineage: Eukaryota; Metazoa; Chordata; Aves; Falconiformes; Falconidae.
AGCGGUGGCCGGACGGGCCCCAACGGCGGCUCCGGGGUCCCCCCCCAGCCCCCCCCGGCCCCGCGGGAGGCGGAGGUGACGGUGGAGAUUGGGGAGACUUACCUGUGCCGGCGCGCGGACGGCACCUGGCACUCCGCCGAGGUGAUCCAGUCCCGCCUGAACGAGCAGGAAGGUCGCGAGGAAUAUUACGUCCACUACGUGGGCUUUAACCGGCGGCUGGACGAAUGGGUGGAUAAGAACCGGCUGGCGCUGACGAAGACGCUGAAGGAGGCGGUACAGAAAAGUUCGGAGCAAUUCUUGGGCGAACUGGCCGAGCAGCCCGAGCGCAAGAUCACCCGCAACCAGAAACGCAAGCACGAUGAGAUCAACCACGUCCAGAAGACCUACGCCGAGAUGGAUCCCACCACCGCAGCGCUGGAGAAGGAGCACGAGGCUAUCACGAAGGUGAAGUACGUGGACAAGAUCCACAUCGGUCACUUCGAGAUCGACGCCUGGUACUUCUCGCCCUUCCCGGAGGAUUAUGGGAAGCAGCCCAAGCUGUGGAUCUGCGAGUACUGCCUCAAGUACAUGAAGUACGAGCGCACCUACCGCCUCCACCUGGGCCAAUGCCUUUGGCGUCAGCCGCCGGGUCGGGAGAUUUAUCGCAAGAGCAACAUCUCGGUCUACGAGGUGGACGGCAAAGACCACAAGAUCUACUGCCAGAACCUGUGCCUGCUGGCCAAGCUUUUCCUGGACCACAAGACGCUUUAUUUCGACGUGGAACCUUUCGUCUUCUACCUGCUGACGGAGGUGGAUCGCCAGGGCGCCCACAUCGUGGGCUACUUCUCCAAGGAGAAGGAGUCGCCCGACGGGAAUAACGUGGCGUGUAUCCUGACCCUGCCGCCCUACCAGCGGCGCGGCUACGAGCAAGUUCCUGAUCGCCCUUCAGUGAGCUACGAGCUGUCCCAAGCUGGAGAGCACGUGGGCUCCCCCCGAGAACCGCUGUCGGACCUGGGCAAGCUGAGCUACCGCAGCUACUGGUCCUGGGUGCUGCUGGAGAUCCUGCGCGACUUCCGCGGCACCCUCUCCAUCAAGGACCUCAG